UUUACUCAAAUCUCACAUGUGGGGAAAACCAACUGCUUAAAAAACAACGAGACGACGACCGAUCGAAUCUGCUUAUACGGGGAAAGACGAAAACAUGGCGACAGCGGACGAUGAAAGAUUCGACGGCAUGUUGUUAGGCAUGGCUCAGCAACAUGAUGGCGGAGUGCAGCAGCUCAUUGAUACAUUUUUUUCUUUCUUGAGAAGAAAAACAGAUUUUUUCACAGGUGCUGAGAAGGGCAGAGCUCAACAGCUUGUGAUGGAUAAUUUUAAGAAGCAUCAACAGAAAGCAUUGGAAGUACAAAAGAAAAAACAAGAAGAGAGUGAAAGAGCAAAAAAAGCAAAAGAGGAGAAAAAGCGCAAGGAAGCUGAGAAAAUGAUGUCCGAGUCUGAUACGGCACAGAUUAAAGAAUUAACAGAUGAAGAGGCAGAACAACUACAGAAGGAACUUGAUAGUAAAAAAAUGAAAAAAGAAGAUGCAAAUUCACAACCACCUACUGUGAAGAAAGAAGAAAAGAAAGCAGACAAAAAAGAUGGGUCAGACGAGGAAGAAGAGGAUGAAGAUGACAAGGGCAAGCUGAAGCCUAAUGCAGGAAAUGGAUGCGACUUGGAAAACUAUAGCUGGACACAAACACUUCAGGAACUAGAUGUUCGAAUUCCUUCACCAAUACCUCGAAUCAAAUCACGCGACGUGAUUGUAGAAUUUACAAAACGCACGCUGAAAGUUGGGCUCAAGGGACACCCGCCCAUCAUUGAUGGAGAGCUUUGCAAAGAAAUUAAAAUUGAAGAGUCGUUUUGGACUUUGCAGGAUAAUAAAAUUAUAGCUCUCAAUAUGGAAAAGGUAAAUCAAAUGGAAUGGUGGAAUCGAUUAAUGGCAACUGACCCAGAAAUAAAUACAAAGAAAGUCCAGCCAGAGAACUCAAAGUUGAGUGAUUUGGAUGGAGAGACGAGGGGAAUGGUGGAGAAGAUGAUGUAUGACCAACGUCAGAAGCAAAUGGGGUUACCAACCUCGGAUGAUCAGAAGAAACAAGAACUGUUGAAUAAGUUUAUGGCACAACACCCGGAGAUGGACUUCUCCAAGGCUCAGAUUAACUGAAAACUCUGCUUUAAAAUGGUGGUAUCAACCUUGUCUAGUUGAAUGCUGUUUUAAUGUUUUAAUCUAUCACAAUUAAUUUUUUAUGAUUGGCAAUUGCAAAUACAAGAGAUCAUCAUUAGCCAUUUGAAAUAUGUUUGAUGAGUAAAACUAAAUAUAUAAUAUGUAAACACACCACAGAAUAAUGUAAAAGAGCACCUUGAGUUAAGACUAUAAAUAUCUUGAAGAUGUGACAUUUGAAUUUGGAGUUAAAAUGUACAAUAAUAUUAGGUAUAUGAAACUUGGAUCAUGUAGGUAUAGUUCUAUGGUCUAUUGUUGAAUAGACGUACUUCAACCACUUCUUAAAAUAACAAUGAAACUCAAGUGUGCUUCCUGCAAUCAUAGCUGUUUUCAUUCUUAAUUAUCACAGUUUAAGUUCCUUACAAAUGGAGAAAAUGUUUAUACAGGGCAUGAAUGUUUAAAUGUGAAGAUACCACACCACUUUGAAAAAAGUACUGUACAUGAAACUGCCAACAGUAUAAAGAAUAAGUAAAUAAUGUAUACUUCUGACAAGAAAUGAUUGUUGUAUCAAAUACAGUUUUAUUGUCACAAGAAAAAUAAUUUGCUUAAUUUUUUUAGUUUCUGCAAAAAUAAAUGAUAUUUUAAACUCUUGUAUCAACUAGA
Anneissia japonica is the source of this 1753-nucleotide messenger RNA. Its product is annotated as nuclear migration protein nudC-like. Lineage: Eukaryota; Metazoa; Echinodermata; Crinoidea; Comatulida; Comatulidae. The record is from RefSeq and is a predicted model, not a curated record. Gene Ontology annotation, cellular component: cytoplasm. Gene Ontology annotation, biological process: protein folding. The transcript is spliced from 9 exons. The coding region runs from base 95 to 1093 and encodes 332 amino acids.